Messenger RNA from Aspergillus glaucus CBS 516.65, 2316 nucleotides. RefSeq names its product putative C6 transcription factor. Gene Ontology annotation, biological process: regulation of DNA-templated transcription; DNA-templated transcription. Lineage: Eukaryota; Fungi; Ascomycota; Eurotiomycetes; Eurotiales; Aspergillaceae. The record is from RefSeq and is a predicted model, not a curated record. Gene Ontology annotation, molecular function: DNA binding; zinc ion binding; DNA-binding transcription factor activity, RNA polymerase II-specific. The coding region runs from base 1 to 2316 and encodes 771 amino acids. The transcript is spliced from 7 exons.
AUGGAAGCCGAGGAACCCGAAAGCGAGCCCAGAGAGACACAGGACACACGCCGUGCGUGUGACCAAUGUCGAUUGCGAAAGAUCCGCUGCGAUAAACGCACACCAUGCGCAAAUUGUCGUACUUCCAGGACCGUCUGUCGCUCUACGGGAGCAGGACAGAAGCCCCCGGAGCCGCGGCGGAGGGUUUUGAUUUCUAGUCAAUAUGAGCAGAAGAUCGACCUAAUCGAGGAGCGCCUUGGAAGCAUCGAGGAAUCCCUCCGUGACUUGAAGUCGACCAUAAAAUCCACCAGGACAGCUGCCCCUGUUCCUACUGCUGCUACUGCUAUCCCAAAUGUUGAACCACUAUACAACCCCUCAACCACACACACAUCCCGACAAAUACACAUAACCCCCACAACCCCAGUCUACCCCUCCCGCACAACCACCGCAGCAGCGUUGGACCAGCACGAAUCCAGUCCCUUCGAAGGCAACUCCUCAAUGGCCGCGCACUCCGCCUACGCGAGCGAGUUCCUCGAGACAGCAGUCUCGCAGAGCGCGCUGCAAGUAUCCAGCCCACGGAUUGGGGCGGCGCUGUCGACGCUGAAGCAGAUUGUGAGUAUGCAGGAUCAUCAGGCGCAUCCGUCGAGUUCGCGGGAGGUGCGGUUACCGAAUCAGACGGCGAUUCGGGGGACGGGGUUGCGGGAUUUGGCUAUGCCGCCGAUGGAGUUGGUUUUGAGGUUGUGUCGGUGGGUUAAGGAGAGUCCACCGGCAAUGUUCGAGGGAUAUUUUCCGUUUAUCUCCGUUGAUAAGUUUGUCCAGAAGUGUCGCGAGGUAUACUUUGCCAUCGACGAGUACUCAGACGCCACCUUCAUCGUAGUCAACGGAGGUCUAUACAACGUCUUCGUCGAAUGGAGCUUCAUGGCCAAAGACCACGAGACAAGAGAAGAAUGCCAGAAAUACCUCGGUCUCUGCCGUAACAACCUCGAAACAGCCCUGAUCAACCUGAACCUCCUAAUGCCCGCCCGCGCAGAGUCCAUCGAAGCUCUUGCUCUAGGAGCCAUCCACGCAAUCGAAAUCUCCAAACCCUCCUUCGCCUGGACUCUAACAUCAACCGCAGCCCGCCUCUGUCAAACCCUCGGCUACCACCGCGCCUCCUCAAUGGAACACGACACCCCAUCUACCCAACAAGACAAAAUUGGCCUCUUUUGGUCGAUCUACUGUCUCGACAAAGCGCUUUCCCUGCGUCUGGGACGCUCCUCGUCAAUCCAGGACUAUGAUAUCUCGCUCCCCAUGAACUUUGAGGCAUCCAACAUCGUACAGCCGUGGAAGACUAUUCAUAAACUAUGGAUUCGGCUCGCGAGGAUUCAGGGUAAGGUUUAUGAGUACCUGUAUAGUCCGGCUGCGCUAUCGCAGCCUGAAGAAGACCGUGUCGCGCAUGCGAAACACUUAGCAGAGGAAAUGCAAUGCACUGUCAUGGAUCCAUUCAAGAAACUCACAACCGAACACGAACACACCCUCAGCAAACUUCAAGACUACUACCUCAAAUCCGACCGCGUCAGCCGCUUCUCCGUCCUCACCCUAAUCUACCGCGCAAUCCCGCCCUCCCCCGAUUCCCCCAGCGCCUUCACACACGACUGCAUCGAGACAGCUCGUGCAGCGCUCCAAGCACACCAGGACUGCAUGACGAGUAUCAAGGGGAGCAAUGAGAUUUUGAAAUGCAGUUACAUGCACUGGACGAUUUUCUACGCGCCGUUUAUUCCGUUUAUCGUGCUUAUUUGUCAUAUUCUUGAGGUUCCCAUCGCCAAUGCUCCAACUCCAACUCCAACUCCAACUCCACCUGCUAGCAGGUCGCCUACCGGUGACAACGACAGCGACAACGACAACAGUGGAGGGGUGACAGACCUCUCCCGCCUAACAGACUUCGUCCUGUCCCUGCGCCCGCUAACCGCGCACUCCGAGACCAUCGCCAAUCUGCACCGGUUAUGUCAGGUGCUGUGUUCCGUGGCGAAGUUGUACGUUGAGGCCAAGGUGCAGGCUGCGAGGGGGCAGAGUAGUAGUAGUGGUGGGGAUGAGGUGCUGGCGAGUGUGGGGCAGGAGUUUGAUGUGUAUUUGAGUGCGUUGGGGUUGGCGCCGCCGGGAGUUGGCGUUGGUUUUGGGGAUGGUGUUGAUAGUGGUGGUGGUGCAGGUGCAGAUGGGAGUGGUGGGAUGUCGGAUGUGAUGAUGGAUGGAGGAGUGUCGCAGACGACGCAGUUAGGAAAUUGGUUCUCCGGGAAUCAGUAUAUGAUGGGGUUGUUGGAGGAGGAUCUUUCGUUGAUUGAUUUUUCGGGCUGGCCGUGA